CCUCCCAUCCUUAGUUCAUUCAUAAAGAUCCGCAGUCCCUCUCCCGGCCAGCGCCAGGUCUUCUCACGGAUCCGACUUUAUGCCAGCAGCUGCAAAGGGGGGACAGCCCCCUGCGAUAACUGGUUUGGGGGUGGGGGAAAGGCUUAGCUCACCCCACCCACCCUGAUUCAUCUUGAAAGGAGAUGCAGGGCAAAGCGAUACGAUGGCUGGGGUUCUUCGCCGCCCUGAUAGCUACGGGGGCCAACUGGGAAGCAGACCCCCUCUGCCCAGCCAAGUACAAAGUCAACUGUCUGCUCCGUCAACGUCUGGGCUGCGGGCCGGAUGGAGCACCCACCUGUGGCCCUUGCUUCCCCAAUUAUGAGGAGGACUCUAGUGGAAACUGCGUGCAGAAGAAGGUCGCUAAGCAGGAAAGCAAAACAAAAGGCCAGAAGAAGCCCAAAGACCUGCUCGCUCUCAUCCUUUCCCUCUUGGCCAAGCAUGAGAAAGGGCUGAAGCCAUCAGACAUGGAGACCACUUGGCCUGGCAGCAUGGAGGGGUUUGAGCCACCCAGCUCCCCCGCUUCCUUCCCCACCUCUUUCCCCCCAAACGCCUCCUACUCCGUGAGCGGCAGCCCAGCUUCUUCCGAGUCGUAUGAAGACACCCCAGUCUCAGCCACCACGCCCCCCACAAGAGUGAAAGUGGAUUUCAAGCAAAGGUCCCGACCUCCGGCUACAAGUCUGAACAAAGCGGUGUCGCUUACUCUCGUGGUGAUGUGCACAGUGACAGGGGUUUCCGGACUGGUAGUUGCUGCUAUGUGCUGGUACAGGCUACAGAAGGAAGUACACUUGACUCAGAAGAUGGCAUAUGCAGGCAGCCGGGGGAACCAAUACCGAUAUCAUCAGCCCAGCGCAUACAUGGACUCCCGACUAGCUCAGUCAUGCCAAGUUCACCACUAUCAACAUCAGAAGAAACUUCUCACCACAACCAGUGAGGACAGAGAAGCCCCCAAACCAGUAGAGCAGCUCUCCACGGAGUCAGAGACUGAGAACGGAGAUUACACCGUGUACGAGUGUCCGGGACUGGCGCCGAGUGGAGAGAUGGAGAUCCACAACCCACUCUUCGAUACCUCCACACUAAACCGAUGCCCUCCCUAAGCGCCUAUCCUCCCUCCCUCUCUCUCUCUCUCUCUCUCUCUCUCCUUUCUCUUCUCAUCCACAUCUCCAACUCCUGGAUUAAUAGAGAGAUGAUGCAGCUUCAGAGUCAUAAAAAAACAAAAACAACCCACUCCCAUUAGAGGCCAAUUGUCCACCUUUCCUCUUUAAAGAAAGGUAGCUUUGGUAUGACUCACCCGUCACACACACACACACACACACACACCAUCCCACCUUCAUCUUCUGCAAAUGGUUCAAAAGGGGGGAAACCGGCGUUAGGAUCUAUAUUUUUUAGAAAAUAUAGAUCAUCUUCAAAUCCACAUCUAGAGUCUCUGGUAUUUCUGUCUUUGCUAGAAAACCCUUUUUUUCAAGCUCUCCUGAUUCUAUCUACCUGGAAGCAUUUAGCCUAGAAAGCUGUGCAAGCCAGGGGCGAAACGAGGCUUUAUUUCGCUCGGGUCAAAGACCCAGUUUGGCACACCUACACAUUUGUGCGCACACAGAGACUGAGAGCCUGAAAAGCUCCCCUCUGGAGGCUUCAUCCCGGGCAAAAAAACCUGGCUAGCCCUCCUGUAGCUAUGGCUCUGUGUAACACAUACCCUCAUUUGAGUAGAGGCCAUGGACGUCACUUCAUUUCUUUAUAGAGCGUACCAAUUGCUUUUUUCCCUUUACCCAACCCCAAGCGAUGUACAGUGUUAACAGGUCACACUCAGCGAAAUCUGAAGCAAGAGCAUCGGAAUCGUUAUUGCUGCCCAACGUAACGGUGGCAAACAUUACA
Molecule: messenger RNA, 1905 nt
Organism: Podarcis raffonei (Aeolian wall lizard)
Lineage: Eukaryota; Metazoa; Chordata; Lepidosauria; Squamata; Lacertidae
Product: neural proliferation differentiation and control protein 1-like
Exons: 9
Coding region: 183-1133 (316 amino acids)
Cellular component (GO): membrane
Source: RefSeq, a predicted model, not a curated record